This is a messenger RNA of Melanotaenia boesemani (Boeseman's rainbowfish), 5562 nucleotides long. It is a transcript of the gene dnajc5ga, whose product is annotated as DnaJ (Hsp40) homolog, subfamily C, member 5 gamma a. The transcript is spliced from 7 exons. Bases 162 to 827 code for a protein of 221 amino acids. The record is from RefSeq and is a predicted model, not a curated record. NCBI's taxonomy places the organism in Eukaryota, Metazoa, Chordata, Actinopteri, Atheriniformes, Melanotaeniidae.
GCGAAGGAGCGAACACAGCGGGCUGUCACUCCUCUGCUACCGGCUAACGGUACCGCGUUUCUGUCUCGUUAACCUCGAGUUAACACAUUAAACCGGAUGCCUCUAUGAUCCAGCUAACCUUAAAACGAGAUACACGGUGUUCAGUUUACACAAGGUGAGCCAUGGCUGAACAAAACGCCUCCCGGCCCCAAAGGAAAAUGUCCACCUCUGGGGAGAGUGUGUACAAGAUACUAGGGCUUGAGAAAGGCGCAUCAGCAGAGGAUAUCAAGAAAGCAUACAGAAAGCUAGCACUGAAGUACCACCCAGACAAAAACCCAGACAAUCCGGAGGCAGCAGAGAAGUUCAAGGAAAUCAACAACGCCAACUCUAUUUUAAAUGAUGAGAACAAGAGGAGGAUUUAUGAUGAGUAUGGCUCCAUGGGCCUUUAUGUAUCGGAACAGUUUGGAGAGGAAAGCGUCAAAUAUUAUUUCCUCAUGUCUAAAUGGUGGUUUAAGAGUCUGGUGCUGUGCUGUACAGUUUUCACCUGCUGCUGCUGUUGCUGCUGCUGUUGUUUCUGCUGUGGGAAGUGCAAACCUCCAGAUGAUGAUGAAAGCUAUCAGUAUGUUGACCCUGAAGACCUGGAGGCCCAAAUCAAAGCAGAACAGGAUGGAGGUAACACAAUAAUUAUAAUCCAGCCUGCAUCUGAUCUGGGUUCAGAAAGCCCAGAAGACGAGAGUAAGCCCAUCCCCCUGCCUAUGCCUAUGCCUCCACCUGAGCCCCAGUCGCCAACCUCGGCCAACACGGCAGGGGAAGAAAAUCCUGGGGAGACCUUGCCAGGGUCAAAAUGACUCGCAAGUGACGUUAUGAAUCAUCCCCAACUAGCAAAAGCAGGAAGAGUUUCGAGUCCCUACUAUGAUCCACCUACAUCUGACUGCUGCCAGCCACCCUGAGAAAAACCAGCCCAAGUCACCAGCCAGUCCAGAUCCACUUCUUGGUCCUGACCCACAUCAUCCUACCUGAUGUACCCAAGAACCUGCAAGAUAGGCACCUAAACACUUCUGGCUCCCUUUAUGGAAAUACGUGGAAAUUAGCCUACUUGCUGGCAAUGCUAAGGUGGUCGUGGACAACAUCAGGCCAGCUGUUAAGUACAUGGCAACCAGCCAGCCUCCAACAACUCCCCCACCUCUCUUCUUCCAGCACCCUACACAUCCAUUUAAGGUUGAAUGUGACCUAUAUAGCUGAAUUUAUAUUUUUCUCUGUCCUGUUAUCCAUGGCUAGGCCUAAACAUAUCCUAAUCUAUUCUGGUCAUCCCAUUCCAACCAGUAAGGAUGUGACACUGGCCAAGGAGAUGGCAAAAACAGGGAUGUGAGAGCAAUCAGCAUAAAAAUGGAAAGGAGAUCCUCUCUUUUGUUUUUCUUUUUUUAUAUAUCUAUAUAUAUAUCCAUUAUCCAGAUCAGGACUGGAAUUUAUAUUUUUCUUUAUCCAAACUUUCCACCUUUCUUUAUUUUGGACUUCGUUGGUUUCCUCUACAGCGCUUUGAGGGCUGGUGGUAAAUUCAGUGUCACCUGUGACAUGUACAGGUCACUAGAAGCCAGCUGCUGAGCAGAAAUUAUACAUUAAGAAUUGACACUUUUUUUUUGUUUUUUGUUUUUUUUCCGCCUGUUAAAUGUUGCAUUAUCCAAUAUUUAUCCUCUCAGACUAGCUCGUGAUGCCAAGGGUGUUUGUUAAAAAGCUGACGUCAUGUCUCCUUUGACGGGUGAAUAAGUUGCUCUACAGUAAAGUUUUUCAUCAGGACUACAUUUUUUAGUUUGAUACCAAAUGUCUGAGCCAGAACCUUGAGCUGAGGAUGUAGAGCGUGAUUAGGAGUAAAAGAUGUGCAUGCAUUAUUUCUUUAUUUUGUUUUCCUACUGCAUGCCCCAUUUUCUCCACUGUACAGCAGCAAAAACUGCUCAUUCUAACCUUGCAUAGAAACAACAAACAUUUGCACCAGCCUUAGUCAUUGUGGAUUAAAAAAAUAAAUAAAUAACAGCCCUCAGAAUAAUCUCAAAUAAUCAAGGAUUGAUGACAAACCAUGGGAAACAAAUUAAGCAUUGAUGUUUUAACUUGAGGAGAUGGAUUAAUCAUACAUUCUCAGUUUUACCUUCUCAUUGUUUUGCAGUCUGUUAUUUGGUUGACCAAAGCCUGCAGCUUUAUGUAGCCAGCCCUGGACAAACGGGGUCCUCGCCAACAGUUUGUUUAAAUGCCAUUUGUUCUUUCAGCCACAUUUCCAAUUUUAACUUACUUUGUUGUCAAAGUUGUUUGUAUGUGAUGUACUUGGGUCUAUGCAUCUCAUGGGGCGGGUCUGUUGCCAUUUCAUUAAGUUGCAUCAUGUUGCAGAUCUUUGCACCUCUUACAUUACAACUGGACUACAGAGACCAUCAGGUUUAAAUUUUCAUAAUCAGUGCAUUUUUAUUUAAUUUGCAGAAUUGUAUUUAAAUAUAAAGUUAUUUCAGGACCUGAAAAGAGCUUUUUAGAUAUCCAUUUUAUAGCAUAUUUCAGGCACUCUCGGUUUAGCAGGUGGACUGAUCCAUUCAACUCCUGCAUCUUCAACCCAUAAAAUAAUUUUCACUGACCUGUGUUCAGUUUUCAGGAUGGAAACCUGCUUAACCUGCUACAUCCAGACUAACAGUGUUGUGCCUUGAAGAAUGAUUCAGGUGACUGCAGACAGCUCUUGAUUCAUUUUAUCCGUCAUUCUACAUAUGCAAGAGUGGUGUGCAGACUUACCCCUGAAUAUAGUGUGGAAAAUGGUCCAAUGAUGGAGCGUUUAUGUGAGCUUGACUAAUGAAACAAGGCUUCAUCUGUCCUCUGGUGACAGAUGCUCUUUGCUCUUCUCUUUGCGAACCUUCAGUGAAUCUGGGUCAGUGUUGGUGUUUCUCUGCUCUUUGAGAUGCACAAUAAUACAGCCACUUGACAUCUUUGCCUCUUCUCAGUCAUGCACACAUUUCCCUGUAGUUUUUGUUUCCACCUGCUUAGAGCACUUCAUUUAGAAAAAUAAUGAAUGUAAGUCACCAGCGAUCAGCUAAUGUUUUUUUCCCAAGAUUUAUCUUCUGUAAGCUUGUCUUUAAGGCUGCAACGAACAAUAGUUUUUGGCUGUGUCUUUGUAAUGAUCAGAAGUUACUGUCCAUCAAUUUCUCAGUACUUUAAACCAAAAUCCAAAGUAGUUUAAACAAAGAAAAGCAGCAAUUGAACAUUUUGAAGAGGCUGAUAGUUUUGAUAUGUUAAUUUACAAGUGUCAGAAAUAUUUAGUCUAACGUUGAAUAAUCUCUUUAACGUUUCAGCUUUUCUCACUUUGUUCUUUCACCUGGAUGCCAGUUUCAUUGCUGAGUUAAUUGGUGCUUUCAGAUCCCAGGAUUUUUUCAUAGUUCUUUAAAGCUAAUGAGGGAAGUACCCCCACUUUAUUCGUGUCUGCACAGCAGGAACUGAGGUGGAUCACAGCUGACAGAAAUCAAAUUCUAGUGGUUUUUACGUUGAAGUAUUUUCUAUUUAUGACAGGAAACAUCUGUGAUGUGGAUGUUCAGACAAAUCAGGUGUACAGCAAAGUGAUAAAUGCAGCAUUAACACCUGUUUUUACAAAAACAUCUGUGUGAAACAGCACUGUAACCAACUGCUGUUGAUUUUAAGCCAGUAGUCUACCAAUAUGCCACAAAGGUCACAUCCUGUUUAUGGGUCAAAAUGAUGCAGUAAUUUUUCUGUACAGGCUCGGUGAGCUUUGUACUGUGGCUCCUUUCCUCUGUGUUUUUAAUUUGUUUACAAUUGGGGUGUUUAUGGUGGAUUUCUCUGCAGUAGGAUCCUAUAAGAGAGUUCUGUGAAAUAUGAUAGGCUGCAGUUAGGAACUAAAAUUGAUCUACCUUCAUUGCUUACCAGCGCUAUAAAAAAAUUCCUGAUGUACAGAAACACCUGUUGCCUCAAAAUGUUGUUGUAGUGUAAGAGGUCAACUCCAUUGUCACCCAGCUUUAAAGCUACUGUAUAUUGGAUUUAUUCCUCUUAAGUGACAGUGUCUUAUGAAUGGUAUGACUGCUGCAAUUGGCCAGUAACACUAAAAUUAAUUUUAAUUAAUAAAUUUUAGGACUUUUGAUGUUACAUAAUUUUUGAGAGGGUUUUCAUCUGCAGCCACUUUCAUACCUGCAGAACUUGGGAUUGACAGGAAGGAUACAGCAAUUGCGGGUAGCUCAUAUUUUAUCCUCUGUCUUCUUCCACUCAUGCUCCACCAUAUAAAACCAAAAGUUGGUAUUUUCUCACAUGGAUUUUUGUGUGAGUGAGCUUUUAAUGUGCUGCCUAGGGAGUUUUGUUACCUUUUAGUUUCCUCCUUUUGCCAGUUUUUCUAAGUUUAGCUUGUUGGAUAGCUUAACAUUUACCAUACAUACAUGAAGGUGAUGCCGACAUAACAAAAAGCAUAUUUCCCAUGGUGCUGAAUAAUUUGAUUAGCUUGCAUGAUUUUCAUAAACAGUCUAGGAAAAAACAUUCUGCUGCCAUAUUAUAAGUUCAUUAAACAAUCAGUGAUGUUUACAUGGGUCAUGUAGAAGCAGUAACAUGCUGUCCAAUGCAGAGUACUGUUGCUUAAAGGUCAUUUAUUUAAAUAUAUAUAUAAUAAAAACAAAAAAAAAAUAAAAGCCCCAGUAAUUCAUCCUUUUGUGGUGAGUUUUACAGGUAUUUUUCAUCUCAUCUAAUGAUGGAUAAAGGUUACUGUGUGUGUGUGUGUGUGUGAGUGUGUGUGUAAAAUAAACUUGUAAAAGUCGUAGACGUGUCUGGUCUCAGCAGCCAAAAUUUCCCUUUUUUGUAAAUUAGUCUUAAACCAGCUCUGAUUUAUAAAUAUCUGCAUCCCUUUACUCCAGAUGUGUUUAUGCUGAUUACAUAUCAGCUGGUGUGUGUCAGUGGAUCUGUCUGCAAACUUGAAGUUAUUUCAUGUCACGUUUAUUGUUGAUGGCCAAAAUAUUUCAUAGUUCUUUUUGUUUUUGACACUAAAAUGAUGAAGCCAUGACUCAUUAAUUGACAUUUUUCUCUUUCUUCUACUUAUAAUUAUUUAAUUGUUGUAAAUAACUCAUAAAACAUAAGUAACAGACACAAUUUAUGUUUGUAAUGUACAUGAUUUAUGAAAUAAUUUAACAAUGUACAUUUCAGUUUUUUAUUAUUUAUGCCAUACAGAAAAAUAAAUAAAAUGACAGAAGUUGGUGAUGGCUGUUAAGAAUCAUAACAUGUUAGCUUGCACUGUGUUCAGUGAUAUAAACUCCAUGCUGACGUUUGCUAAAAGAAAAAAAAAAAAAGUGUGGAGCUAAUGUUCCUCCGGACGCAAAGGAUUUUUUGUGUCUGCACUCUUUUUAUUCCAUGGGUUAGUUUGCUGGGUGGACAAUUGUAUCAGAGUUCGGGUAUUUAAAGUUGAAAGAAUCAUAAAAAUUGAACACAAGUAGAACAAUAUGAUGGAAAGGAUAGUAAUGGUGGUUUUUAUUCUGUUGUUUGAGGAGGGGGUUUCUCCUGUUUUGGUUCCCUGUGGAUGAUGUGUAAAUGAAUUGUGAUGAAAAUCAGUUAAAUAAAAAAAGGGGGAUUUUA